Molecule: messenger RNA, 2350 nt
Organism: Hippocampus comes (tiger tail seahorse)
Lineage: Eukaryota; Metazoa; Chordata; Actinopteri; Syngnathiformes; Syngnathidae
Product: natural resistance-associated macrophage protein 2-like
Exons: 16
Coding region: 327-2081 (584 amino acids)
Biological process (GO): manganese ion transport; iron ion transmembrane transport
Cellular component (GO): endosome membrane; plasma membrane; lysosomal membrane
Molecular function (GO): manganese ion transmembrane transporter activity; cadmium ion transmembrane transporter activity; iron ion transmembrane transporter activity
Source: RefSeq, a predicted model, not a curated record
CCAACGUUUGGGGGGGGGGGGCGCGCUCUCGUUGUCCAGCAAAAUGUCAUUCCGACUGCAAACAUGCCCAACCUCCGGCCAGCAGUUGGUCUCCCCCCGUGGAGCAAAGUGGCAAUUGACCGUCUCGAGUGACCCGGAGACCACGUGACCGGUCCCUCCUCCUUCCCGGCCGCAAGGUGGUCGGGGGGAGAAACACCUUGCCUCCCACCCCUUGACUCGGGGCCGAUGUCCAAACUCAAGGCGUCCUUCCACUUGCACUUCCUCCUCGGUGCAACUUUGGCCGUCCGUCGAAGCGCAGCCGACAAGCCGUCCGGCCGCUGGUCGCGAUGUUGUCCUUCCUUCGACCAGCCGGGGCGGGGCAGCUCCCGCCCGAGAACGUGCACAUCUCCUCUCUGCCCUCCGGUGUUCCCGCCGCGGACGAGCCUCGGGACGCCGACAGACAAGAGGGCGCCGUCUGCGGGCAGGAGGUCGUGAUCCGGACCGGGCACACGCAGCGGGGCGCCUUCCUCUACGGACACGACCCCGGAGCCGCUUCGGCCACUUAUUUGGAGGAGAGCGUCCCCGUGCCCCAAGAGGACGACGAGGGCGGCUUCAGUUUCCGCAAGCUGUGGGCCUUCACCGGGCCGGGCUUCCUCAUGAGCAUCGCCUACCUGGACCCGGGAAACAUCGAGUCGGACCUGCAGUCUGGAGCCAAGGCCGGCUUUAAGCUUCUGUGGGUGUUGCUGGGGGCCACCGUCGUCGGCCUCCUGCUGCAGAGGAUGUCGGCCCGGCUGGGCGCGGUCACCGGGAUGCACCUGGCCCAAGUCUGCCACCGCCACUACCGCACGGUGCCCCGCGUCCUCCUGUGGUUGAUGGUGGAGCUGGCCAUCGUCGGCUCCGACAUGCAGGAGGUGAUCGGCUGCGCCAUCGCCUUCAACCUCCUCUCGUCCGGCAGGAUUCCUUUGUGGGGCGGCGUCCUCAUCACCGUGGUGGACACGUUUGCCUUCCUCUUCUUAGACAAGUACGGCCUCAGGAGGUUGGAAGCCUUUUUCGCUUUGCUCAUCGCCGUCAUGGCCGUCGCCUUUGGAUACGAGUACGUGACGGUGAGACCGGACCAAAGCCAGCUGCUGAUGGGGAUGUUUGUGCCGUCUUGCCAAGGCUGCGGCGCCGUCCAGCUGGGUCAGGCGGUGGGCAUCGUGGGCGCCGUCAUCAUGCCCCACAACAUUUACCUGCACUCCGCUCUGGUCAAGUCUCGAGAGGUGGAUCGCUCCAGCAAGAAGCGCAUCAGCGAGGCCAACAAGUAUUUCUUCGUUGAGUCCUGCGCGGCCUUGUUGGUGUCCUUCAUCAUCAACGUGUUUGUGGUGGCCGUCUUCGCCGAGGCCUUUUAUGAGCGCACCAACGCGCAAGUGAACCAUGUCUGCAACCGGACGGGGAGCCCGCACUCGCACCUCUUUCCUCUCGACAACCGCACUCUCGAGGUGGACAUCUACAAGGGGGGAGCGGUCCUGGGCUGUUUCUUCGGGCCGGCGGCCCUCUACGUCUGGGCCGUGGGCAUCCUGGCAGCCGGUCAGAGCUCCACCAUGACGGGAACCUACUCGGGCCAGUUCGUCAUGGAGGGCUUUUUGAACUUGCGCUGGUCUCGCUUCGCUCGGGUGUCGCUGACCCGCUCCCUGGCCAUCGUGCCCACGCUGCUGGUCGCCGUCUUUCAGGACGUGCGCCAUCUGACGGGCAUGAACGACUUCCUCAACGUGCUGCAGAGCAUGCAGCUUCCGUUCGCCCUCAUCCCCGUCCUCACGUUCACCAGUUCGCCGUCUCUCAUGAAGGACUUCGCCAACGGCUUGUUUUGGAAGCUGUGGGGCGGCCUCGUCAUCCUGGCGGUCUGCGCCAUCAACGUGUACUUUGUGGUGCUUUACGUGGCCGUGCUCAGCAGCGCGUGGCUCUACGCGCUGGCCGCCUUGCUGGCCGCAGCGUACCUGGCCUUUGUGGGAUACUUGACGUGGUUGUGCCUGGCGGCCCUGGGAGCGCCCUGCCCGGACCCGAGCGGCCGCAGACGGAACGACGCCGGCGUCCUGAUUGAGCCGCGGCCGGAGUUUGAUUCCUAAAGGGCGCGACGUGCCUUCGAACGGCCCCGAGGUCGCCCGCGCAGGUGACGAUGCUUCGGAAGUCGGACUGAAUUCCUAAACGGGUGUUGCGUGGCGGCGGGCUACGCCACCGAGGCCUCCUUUCAAUGUGAAUGUGGCGCUCAUCUGAAAGAAAAAACCAAAAAAAGUCUCUUUUUUUUCCACUUGUUUUCAUGAGCCAGGUCAGCGUUUUUCUCGCUGAGGUCACACGAUUUUGAUGACAUAAAAGUGGCCCCAAUGCUAAGCAGCCG